CAUGGCUGCCUUCAGCGUCGCUACAGAUGUCGGACUAAAUAAGUGUUUGUUUUUCUACCCAAAGACCUUUAAAGUUAUCAGGAAAAUCACUACAUCGUGUUUACGCUGCAACAUUCAACCUCAGCCGCAGGCGAGACAGUAGGUUGCGUUGAUAAUAAACGUGGCGCUGUUUUGUUUUGCUUGAAACUGAUGCUUCAAUGACAUUUCAACUGGUACCUGGAUAUUUCGCCGAGCUUCGUCGACAUAAAAUACUUCCUUUAGAUAGUAGCUAUUGUUGAGGUGUUUCUUCUUGCUGCUUCUUUGUCAUUUUUUUGACUGACUUUCGCAAUCUUUUUACGCAGUUUCUCAUCAUUUCAUUGCUCACAUGCAUGGCAUACUCGUGUUUUGGCAGAUAAAACAUAAAAAUAUCAAAGUGGAUUGACUUACUGUUAAGUUGUGGAUGUUCUAAGACGUGAUGUUUGUUUGUUGAACGGCUUCACGCUCAGUCAAUCGUCCAAGGGCCUCGCAGCAGCUGGUGGGAGUCGUGGGCUUAGAGAUCCACGCUCAGAUUCACUCCAACACCAAGCUCUUCUCAGGCUCAGCGGUGAAAUUCUCAGCCCCUCCAAACUCCGUCGUAUCACUGUUUGAUGCGUCUUUGCCCGGCACCUUACCGGUCCUAAACCAACGAUGUGUGGAGGCCGCUGUGAUGACAGGAUUGGCUCUCAACUGCCGCAUCAACAACAAGUCACUGUUCGACAGGAAACACUACUUCUACGCCGACCUUCCUUCCGGAUACCAGAUCACACAGCAGCGCUGCCCCAUUGCCGUCGACGGCAAGUUGACCUACAACGUCUUCGGUGGCAAAAAGAAAAACGUGUUCCAAAAGAGCGUCAACAUCAAACAGAUCCAGCUGGAGCAGGACAGCGGCAAGAGUCUCCACGACGACGUCCGCGGCCAGACGCUCAUAGACCUCAACAGAGCAGGCGUGGGGCUAAUGGAGCUGGUGAUGGAGCCCGACAUGAGCUGCGGAGAGGAAGCUGCGGCAGCUGUCAGAGAACUUCAGCUCAUCCUGCAGGCCCUAGGCACCUGUCAGGCCAACAUGUCUGAGGGACAGCUGAGGGUGGACGCCAACGUCUCCGUGCACAGAGCGGGUGAAGCCCUCGGCGUCAGGACGGAGGUGAAGAACAUCAACAGCGUUCGCUAUCUGGCCAGAGCCAUCGAUUAUGAGAUCCAGAGACAGAUUGAUGUCCUGCAGAGCGGCGGCACCGUCCACAACGAGACCCGCGCCUACGAUUCCAAAACGGGGGAGACGGUUCCCAUGCGAGACAAAGAAGGGCUUCAGGACUACAGGUUCAUGCCGGAGCCCAACCUGCCUCCUCUGAUGGUGUACGAGGACGAGGCGUCGCUGCCGAGCGGCGCCGACGCCAGUCAGGCGGUGCUGGUGCGGCCAAUAAGAGAGCAGCUGCCGGAGCUGCCGGCGGUCAGGAGGGACAGGCUGGUCCAGACCUACGGCAUCCUGCCCGAGCACAGCUGCACCCUGGUGAAUGAAGACGGACUCGUCGAGUACUUUGAGUCGGUGCUGCAGGCGACCAGGAAGGAGCCGAGAGCCGUGAUUGGCUGGGUGACCAACGACCUGCUGGGCCUGCUCAAGCUGCAGGACAUGAGCGUGAGCCAAAGCCCCGUCGGGCCACCUGCUCUCGCCCAGCUGCUGCAGCUCCAGGAAACAGGAGGCAUCUCGUCUUCAGUGGCGAGGCAGGUCUUCCAGGAGAUGUGGAAGUCGCCGCACAAGUCCGCCCAGCAGAUCGUCCAGGAGCAGGAUUUGGGAAUCGUGAGCGACGCUCAGGAUCUGCAGCGAAUCUGCCAGGAGGUGAUGGACUCGCAUCCCGAUGAGGUCCUCGCUGUGAGAAGUGGGAACAAGAAAGUGCUGAACAGGCUGAUGGGGCUCGUGCAGAGAGCCACCAAGGGCAGGUCGGACCCGCUGCGGGUGAGGGAGAUCCUGGAGGAGAAGACCUCAUGAGCCGCAAGCAUCAAGCAAGCCCUUCUUCUAAUCGCAUGGAGUCUGGCAGGAGUUGGUGAAGCAAACACCUUCAGACAGAAUCUCUGGCUCUGCACUAAAUUAUUUUCAAUUGUUUAUUAAUAAAACAAACCAAUGUU
Molecule: messenger RNA, 2133 nt
Organism: Synchiropus splendidus (mandarinfish)
Lineage: Eukaryota; Metazoa; Chordata; Actinopteri; Syngnathiformes; Callionymidae
Gene: gatb
Product: glutamyl-tRNA(Gln) amidotransferase, subunit B
Exons: 13
Coding region: 686-1996 (436 amino acids)
Biological process (GO): glutaminyl-tRNAGln biosynthesis via transamidation; mitochondrial translation
Molecular function (GO): glutaminyl-tRNA synthase (glutamine-hydrolyzing) activity
Source: RefSeq, a predicted model, not a curated record